Molecule: messenger RNA, 3019 nt
Organism: Haliotis rufescens (red abalone)
Lineage: Eukaryota; Metazoa; Mollusca; Gastropoda; Lepetellida; Haliotidae
Product: G-protein coupled receptor 161-like
Exons: 1
Coding region: 270-1490 (406 amino acids)
Biological process (GO): G protein-coupled receptor signaling pathway
Cellular component (GO): membrane
Molecular function (GO): G protein-coupled receptor activity
Source: RefSeq, a predicted model, not a curated record
UCGAGGCCGUUUUGAAGAUUGCCAAAGUACUUGAUUCGCACAAAGCGCCUUUAUGAACAAGUGCCCCCGCCUUCGCCACUACGCCCCAAGGAAAUAAGGAGAGAAACAUUUGUGACUUCUAAAGGGACCACGUCUAUUUCAUCAAGCCACAACGGACCAGGAGUGUGAAGAUGUUAGACAUAUCAGCUAAUCUCUAUUGAUUUCUGCGACUGGUGCCUAUAAAGCCGCUGCCAGCCCUGCAACCUCACACAACCACGAACGCCAGCGAGAUGAGUGGGCAGCAUGAGGAUGAGAGGAUGAGAUCGUUAACGUUCAACUGUUCCAAAGCGGGCGCGUCUUGCCCUGUUGAAGACAUGACACUUGAGACAGUCAAGUUAACUUUAAUAGGAACGUUCCUCUUGUUUGUGUUCCUCACUAGUACUUCUCUAAACUCUUUUGUAUUUCUUUUAUUUUACAAGAAGUUCAAAUCAUUUACAAUUUCAAACUGUUUCCAGCUCAACCUAACUGCUUGCAAUUGUUUGACUGCGUUGAUAAUUAUUCCAUUUGCCUUUGCAAGUUUGAUAUACGGAGAAUGGAUUUUUGGACUUGUGUGGUGUCAGGUGACUGGUUUCGUUCUCAAUUUUGUAUUUGCUGCAAGUACACUGACUCUGGUUGUGAUAUCAAUUGACAGAUACUGUGCUAUUGUCUCCCCCUUGCACUACCGGAUGAAGAUCACAAGAAUGCGUUGCUAUUUCAUGAUUGGUGCUGUUUGGGUUAUUGCAGGAAUUAUUUCCAUCCCACCCGUCGUUGGAUGGAACAAGUUUGAGUUCCGCACUCAUAAGAUGAUCUGUACAGUGAAGUGGGACAGUGAUAACAAAUAUGAUUCUUACUACAAUCUGUUCCUCGUAUGUAUAUGUUUUGCACUUCCCCUUAUCGUCAUGGUAUGGGUCUACUCUGUCAUCUUCCGGGCUGCCAAGCUCAUUAGCCAGAAAACUCGUCGCAACAGCUUAGUCCCACGAAUACUAGAAGAGACCAGUCACAGUCCAAUAAUUCUGGAUAAACGACGCCGAAGCAGUACUGCUCCUAUUCUGGGAAGGAAAUUCAGCGUGCACAAGCUUGGUGCCCUCCUGUGGUACCGCGAUGAAUGGAGAACAGCGGUCACAAGCAUCAUUGUCUUUCUUACCUUCAUUGGAUGCUGGUUGCCUUACUUCACUGUCAUCAUCCUGGAGACUCUACUUCAAAGUGAUCACAAAGUGCCACCAUUUGUACAAACACUGUCCAUUGCUCUAGCUCUUGCCAGCUCUGCAAUGGAUCCUCUGGUAUAUGUUUUUAGAAGUCAUAAAUCGCGGCAGGAACUUCGUGAGAUCUUGCUUCGUAAACAUGCAGCAAGCUCCGAGUCUAUUUCCAAGCAGUACAUGACACAAGAGGUGUACGACCCUUUAAAACAGAGAAGCUCGGUGCAACUUCUGGACGAAAAAUGUGUUCCCUAUUUUACCAGAACUGUAAAAUGAACUCAGUCUGCCUUAACUGUAUAAGUGUGCAACGAUUCAUGUCCUGUCUUGAAUAGGAUAUAUAAGACCUCAGAUGUGGGGCGUGAGGAAGAGAAGAAAAAAAAGAGUUGGACAUAAAUGCCGGUGAAUGGUUCUGGUUGAAGAUAACUGCUGAUCGUGUUAAUGCUGGGAAGUCAGUGGAUUGAAAUAUGACUUAUGUGUGAAGUAGAAAGGGGAUUGUUUUCAAAGAGAUUGACGAAUGUGAACUGAACCGUUGAACACCUGUACCAUGUUUAAAGGUGAAAGUAUUAAGUCAAACAACGAUAUCAUCUAACGGACUUUACGUGAAUGGUUUGUGACGGGUGCCACUGGUGGGUCAGGAUAGACCCACCUGGUAUCAUCACUAUCUUAUAGUGAUUCAUGAACGCAUGCCCAUGGUAUAGUCGGAAUCAACAGACUCCGUUUUGACAGAUUUCUUUGAAUAUGAAAAGGGAUGUGUCGCUUUUUAUUUUAUAUGAUAGUAUAUGGGACAUAUCACAGCAUGCGAGUCCUUUGACGUUGACCAAGUUAAAACGUGAAAUGAAAAUAUGUAUUUUUAGACUGGAUUUACUGUUUUCCAAGCCAGUGAACUGAACUUAUGUUUGACAAUCAUUCUUCAUGUUUCUCAAAUGUACGAUACUCGUUUUUGUGAACAAAAUAUAUAAUUUAUAUUUGAUAUGUUGAUAUUGGAAUGUGAAAUAUACAUUUCAUUGUUAAAUAAUGUUUUAAUUGUCAGAGAAAAUAUACCAGAGUCAGAAUCAAAGUUUUGACUGUAUUUCUGCAGGCUUGAAUACAAUGUAGAUAUUUUUGACUAACUGUAGUAAGUAUGAUUGAUACCAGAUAUAUAUUCCAAAGAAGUGUGUAUGUGUAACGAUCUGCAACUUUGCAUCAAGAUUCAUUACUUAGAAGUCACCUACUAAUUUGUAUGCUAAUGAAAUCCUUUACCAUUAGAAUAUAUUCUUCGGAUGAUUGUUUUACACCUUUUUUACUGAGUAUUUGUGUACACAAAAGUAUUGGAUCCCCGAUUACAAUUCCUAUAUGCAGAAAGAUGAUUGGGUUUUAAUUGAAUGUAGUGUUUUUUUAGAUUUUUGUCAGUCAACUAUUAUCCUGCAUUCCGAACAAAAUUAUAUUAUUUUCAUAAGUUUUCUUAUGUUUACAACUUGACGGGACGGCAUCGAUUGCCAUGCAUCAAACUGGUUGACUUUAACAUAAUGCACAGCAAGCUUCGUGACUACACGUGAAUUAACUCCCGGUGUUUGCAGUGCAACAUUAUGCAUCAAAAAGAUGUUUCAUGGUUUAUGAAUGGAAUGAUGUCCCUAUGAAUGCUUGGGUGCUGAUAUUUGGCCGCGGUGAUACAAUGUGAUUCCAGUUCCUGUGAUUCGUGUCGUAUUUUGUUGCAGUAGUUGUUUAUAUAUUUCAGAUUAUGUAUUUCUUAUUGACUUGUUAAUUUUUAUAUGUCCGUACACAGUAAAACUACACCACGCACUUCUGUUUGGUGGUGCUUCGUAAUA